AUGGCCGACGAUGGCAUGCUCCUCAACUUCUCCAUACCAGACAGCGGCAUUAUCGCGAAACCGACCUUCAAAGGCGGCAACUGGAAGAGCCGGCUCACUGCGAAGAAGGCGGCACAGAACUGGCACACCAAGGCUACAGCGCGACUGAACGGCGAGGCAGUACCCAAGAAGACGGUCGAGAAUGCGACAAACGUGAACCGCAUAGAACUGGGUCCAAGGAAGGCACGCGUGUCCAAGAGCCCCGAAUUUCACGAUUCCGGCGAUAGGCCCGUAAAGCGAGCGCGUGUGAGCGGAGACUUUAGGCCAAGGACAACCGAGAAGACAGACAAUGCCGAUUUCAGACCGCAGUCGAACCCGAACCCAAACCCCGCCAAGAGAUCAAGUGAACAGCAGAGUGCGCCCAAGGGUGGAAAGCAGGUCAUUUCCUCGCUGUUUACCUACAAUCCGACAUCCAAGACGAAGCCAGAAGCGAACGAACGCCGCGAAGACGAUGCGCCUAUCGAACCUUCAAACGCCCCACUCAGCAGCGAGCUGGACACCUUUACAUCCCUCGGCAUGUCCACGACGCUUGCGACGCACCUGUUGAACAAGAUGGGGUUGAAGGCGCCCACUGCGAUCCAAAAGGCUGCGAUAACACAGCUCGUCAAAGACGAUUCAGAUGCUUUCAUACAGGCCGAGACUGGUUCUGGAAAAACACUGGCAUACCUCCUACCGAUUGUGCAAAGACUCAUGGAACUUUCCGCCAACAUGAGAAAGCAGAAAGUCGACGACAACGUACAGAGGAAUUCCGGUCUCUUUGCCAUCAUCAUGGCACCGACACGCGAGCUGAGCAAGCAAAUUGCGACUGUACUAGAGAAGAUAUUAGGUUGUGCGCAUUGGCUUGUAGCCACCACCGUCAUUGGUGGUGAGAAGAAAAAAUCUGAAAAGGCACGGUUACGCAAGGGCAUCAAUAUCUUGGUCGCGACACCCGGUCGAUUGGUCGAUCACCUGGAGCACACAGAAGCGUUGGACGUGAGCAAUGUCAGAUGGCUUGUCCUGGAUGAAGGUGAUCGCCUGAUGGAGCUUGGUUUUGAGCAGGAAAUUCAGAAGAUUGUCGGGGCAUUGAAUUUGCGAAUGCGCGCAAGAAAAGAUGAGAAUUCGAGGAUACCUGGGCUGCCGGAGAAGCGUACAACAGUGCUCUGUUCCGCGACUAUGAAAAUGGACGUGGAGAGGCUUGGACAGAUAAGUUUGAAAGACGCAGUACACAUUCGAGCCGAUCCGUCAGAAAAGGGACAGGAAACUGUCGAGGCCAAAGACGAUCAAUCUUUCUUUGCACCGGCGCAACUCAAGCAGUCCUACGCAGUGGUGGCACCGAAGCUCAGAUUGGUAUCUUUGAUAGCCUACUUGAAGCGGGCUUUUGCACGAAAGGGUUCCGUCAUGAAGGCCAUCGUCUUCAUCUCGUGUGCCGACUCUGUCGACUUCCACUUUGACAUGCUCACCAGUGAAAUCGAAGGCGUCACCGAAACGAAGAAGAAGGAAAGCACAGAUGAAGAGGAGGAGAAGGCUGAGGAGGCAGUUGACGGCGUGGAGAAGAAGCCAAAGAACACCAAAGCGAUAGCACAAUCAGACCCAACCAAGCUCACAGUAACAGGUGCAGAGUCACCUGUACUCUCUGCAAAGACGCACACAGUAACAGCAUACCGUCUCCACGGUUCACUCCAACAAUCCGUGCGAACAUCGACCCUCGCUCAGUUCACGAAGAACAAGGAGCCGUCUGUCUUGAUUGCUACCGACGUCGCAUCUCGUGGUCUCGACCUGCCGAACGUCGACUUGGUUAUUGAAUUUGAUCCUGCUUUCGCCAGAGAGGACCAUUUGCAUCGUAUCGGUCGUACGGCGCGUGCGGGUCGCGACGGACGAGCUUGUAUCUUCUUGAUGCCCGGAACUGAAGAAGGCUACGUCGAUAUUCUCAAGUCGGACAGGAAAGACACCGAAGGUGGAGUUCACAUUUCACGUCAGGACGCCGACGAUAUCCUCAACCGAGGCUUGGUAACCAGCGGAGUAAUGGAGAAGAACGCCUACAUGGAUAAAGCUACCGACCUACAGCUCGCCGUCGAGCGCUGGGCCCUAGCCUCACCUGCUCGCCUCGAAGCUGCCCGAAGAGCUUUCCAGAGCCACAUUCGUGCGUACGCAACUCACGUUGCUGACGAACGUCAAUAUUUUGACAUCAAGUCGCUCCACCUAGGCCAUCUGGCCAAGGCCUUCGCACUCCGCGAGCGGCCCUCUGGAAUGAAGAUUCCAGGACAACGAACAGGUGCCGGACGUAAUGACAAGACACCUGCUAGGGUACGUGGUGGUCCGAAGGUGGACCUUGCCAGUCGCAAAGCUGAUACUGGUGCGUCGAAGAGGGCGGUUGUGGACUUGGAUCUCCCCGAGGGUCAAGACACAGAUGAGGCGGCAAAGAUGAGGAAGGCGGUUCGUGCGAGGGAGAAGUUUAUGCGUCAUGCGGGUAUGGCGAGCGAGUUCAAUCUGGGUUGA
Molecule: messenger RNA, 2514 nt
Organism: Alternaria arborescens
Lineage: Eukaryota; Fungi; Ascomycota; Dothideomycetes; Pleosporales; Pleosporaceae
Product: ATP-dependent RNA helicase
Exons: 1
Coding region: 1-2514 (837 amino acids)
Biological process (GO): ribosome biogenesis
Cellular component (GO): nucleus
Molecular function (GO): nucleic acid binding; ATP binding
Source: RefSeq, a predicted model, not a curated record